UACCGGAAGUGAAGCGCUUACAGCUGCCGGAAAUGUCUCUUUGACUGAUGAACUUCUCAUUUUUGAAAACAAUACCGAACGAUUAGGCGAUCAAUACUACGAUACUUCGUUGUCGGGUGAAGGAUGCUGCUUUUCUCUUGGACCUUAAAACAUAUAUAAGGUGAUGGUUGUAUUGGGUCGACAGAGGGACGGCUAGGUUUUCAAUAUGGAUCGUUAACUAUCAGUUUGUAUUAGAAUUGACUAGACCAUUUUGGACGAGCUUUGUUUUCAAUGUUUUGAAUACGUCCGUGGGUAUUUUAACACCGUUUCAAAGCUGCUGUCUAAAGUGUUUUUUCGACCUCACCAAAUUAUGAGAAAGCAUAUACGAUAUCGUGUUUUCAUGGUCGUUAUUAUCCUAUUUUCAUGGGCUAUAUUCUUUUAUUCUUGGCUGUAUAAUGCAAGUUGUAACUUGGAAGAAGAAACAACAAUUGUAGAAGAUAAGAGAUCACCAAAGGUUCAUGAACUUGAUUCCAGGUUGAAGUCAGCAGGCAAAAAGAUUGAAAGUUUAGAGAAAGAGAUCUAUAAAUUAAGAAAACAGAUCAGUAGACAAGAAAUGGGGUCAUCCAGAGCAUGUGACUCUAACAAGACAGAGUUGACAAGUGAAUGUCAGACUUUACAUAUCGCUGUUGUUUGUUCUGGCCAUUCCACAAGUCGACAAGUUGUCAUAUUAAUCAAAUCUAUCUUGUUUUAUCGUCGAAAUCCUCUUCAUUUUCAUUUUAUCUCAGACAAAGUUGCAAUAACUAUACUCACAACUUUAUUUCAAUCUUGGAAUAUACCUUUAGUCAAUAUUUCAUUCUACUCUGCUGAUACAAUGAUGCCUGAAGUAUCCUGGAUUCCCAAUAAACAUUAUUCUGGUGUCUAUGGUCUGCUGAAGUUAACUUUAACCAAGCUUUUGCCUAAGAAUAUUGAUAGGAUGGCUGUGUUGGAUUCAGACAUUAUCUUUGCGUCAGAUAUUGCAGAACUUUGGGAACUUUUUUCAGAACAAUCUGCCAAACAGUGCAUUAGUCUGGUUGAAAAUCAAAGCAAUUGGUACUUAGGAAUAUUAUGGAAAAACCAUAAACCAUGGCCGGCCUUGGGUCGUGGAUUUAAUACUGGAGUUAUGUUGCUGGAUCUCAAAAAGCUCCGAGAGAUUAACUGGAUGUCGAUCUGGCGUUUGACUGCUGAACAAGAGUUGAGCACCUAUUUGGCAACUUCAUUGGCAGACCAGGAUAUAUUCAACGCUGUGAUCAAGAAACAUCCGCACCUCGUGCAAAAGUUACCUUGUGGUUGGAACAUUCAGCUCAGUGAUAAUAUGCGCAGUGAGUCAAUAGAAAAUUGUUAUGCCGAAGUGUCCAAUCUUAAGAUUAUCCAUUGGAAUUCGCCAAAGAAAUUAAAGGUGAAAAACUCUCAUGCAGAGUUUUUACGAAAUCAUUAUCUCACCUUCUUAGAGUACGACGGAGAUUUGUUAAGAGGAAGAUUGUUCAGUUGUAUGGAAACUGACGAAGCCCGGUCAUCUGUGCUUAAGAGUCUUGAUGAGGACGAUCCGUGUUAUGAUGUUCGCCGUGAACGACUGUUGACUCGUAGAACUCAUUUAUACUACUUGAAAUACGACUUCGUUAAGCACGACAAAUACGAUGUCACAUUAGUUGCACAACUUUCAAUGGACAGAUUACAAAUGAUUGAAGCUAUUUGCAAACAAUGGAAAGGUCCUAUAAGUUUUGCCUUGUAUCUGUCUGACUCCGAGGCGAGACAGUUCACUGAUUAUGCCCAGUUUUCAAAUAUUUUGAAGAAAAGAAAGAACGUUGCUUAUCAUCUCGUGUUUAAGGACGGCACAUUUUAUCCUGUCAACUUUCUACGCAAUAUCGCCUUGACCAACGCCAGAACGCCUUAUGUUUUCUUGAGUGAUAUCGAUUUUAUUCCCCCUGACAGUCUGUAUGAUUAUCUCAGGCAAAUCAUUCGUAACACAGAUAUGACGAAAAAGGCUUUGGUCGUACCGGCGUUUGAGACACUUCGCUACAAACUUUCUAUACCAAAAACAAAAGCAGAACUGCUCUCAAAAUUGGACGAGGGUUUGUUAUACACAUUCAGAUAUCAUGUUUGGCCUAAGGGUCAUGCACCAACCAAUUAUGCAAAAUGGAGGACCGCUAUUAAACCAUACAAGGUGCAAUGGGAAGACGAUUUUGAACCGUACAUUGUUGUCAGAAGGGACAUUCCACAAUAUGACACAAGAUUCGUAGGAUUUGGUUGGAAUAAAGUCUCACACAUCAUGGAAUUGGCUGUUCAAGAUUUUGAAUUUGAAGUUCUUCCUAAUGCAUUCAUCGUUCACAUGCCGCAUGGUCCUUCAUUUGACAUUGCAAGACAUAGAAAUACCGAGCAAUAUCGAAGGUGUAUGAAAAUCCUGAAAGAGGAGUUUAUGGGUGAGCUGAAAGCCAAAUAUGGAGCUCAAAAAGUCGAGCAAGUAACCAUGGAUUGAAGAACUGGAUAACCAAAUCAGAAAUUAGGAAACAGUUUUCUCGCUAUGAAAUGAACAUUUUAUGGGACAAAGAAGUUUCCCGUGCGCAAAUGAAAGCUCCGCAGUAUCAUUGUUGGUUUCCCGUGUUGAAGCGAACGCUUCACGUGGCAAAAGAGUGUUGUGUGGUAGAAUAUGUCAUAAUAAUAUUUACUCUGCUGGCAAAUCAACUAUUUAUAAGGCGACACAUUGGAAAAUUGCUGUAAAUAUUGAAUAAAAAUAUUUAAACUUGCCGACAGGCAUCAUUAAGAUGUGGAGAUUAUGAAAUCCCCUGUUUUCAAAUUUUUAUUGUAAAUAUUCUAAAUACAAAAUUUAAAAAUAUUUAAAAGAUAUUUAA
Molecule: messenger RNA, 2864 nt
Organism: Dendronephthya gigantea
Lineage: Eukaryota; Metazoa; Cnidaria; Anthozoa; Malacalcyonacea; Nephtheidae
Product: LARGE xylosyl- and glucuronyltransferase 2-like
Exons: 21
Coding region: 350-2491 (713 amino acids)
Biological process (GO): protein O-linked glycosylation via mannose
Molecular function (GO): xylosyltransferase activity; glucuronosyltransferase activity
Source: RefSeq, a predicted model, not a curated record